CGAUCGCUAGCUCUCUAGCUCUCCGUACACUCGAGGGUGUGCGUUAAAAAGAGGGCGUUUUGAAAGCUUUUGCGCAAUCUCAUUGGUCAGAGCCUUACCGCGGGAUGUCAUCAUACAAACACGUUAUACGAUGGCUUUGCUUGUGGUUUACUGGUUGUACACUCGUGGCUUCAGUUUUGAUAGACCACUCGGGCUACGCCCUCGUGCCCUAUCAAAACUGGCCACUCGUGUAAAACCAGUAAACCACGCGCCGCCAUCGUAUAACCUAUACGUAUUCAUGUCAUGCCCGGGCGGGCCAUUCAAACAUGAACUUUGAACUUUGAACAUAGUGUAAGGUUUUUUCCAGUCCGAAUUAUGGAUCAGAAAAGCUGCGUGGUGCUUAUUAGAGCUCCCAAAGGCCCCGAGGAUGUAUAUAAGAAAGUUAUAGAGCAAGCGGAUUUCUCCGUACACUUUGUGAAAGCACUUGAUUUUGAACACAUUAACUCCGAACAUUUGGUAUCAGCACUUCAAAAGAAACAUGGAGGUUUCAUAUUUACAAGUCAAAAUGCAGUGGAGAGUACAUUUCAAGCAAUAUCAACUGUUAAAGAUAAAGUGGCAAGGUUUGUGGAGCAGUGGAAAGACACUCCUGUGUUUGUGGUAGGAAAAGCAACUGCUGCAUCAGUUAUGCAGGUCGGUCUGAAAACUACCGGAGCUGCAUGUGGAAAUGCUAAGAUGCUGGCUACAACCAUACUGAAGUAUUUUGCAGAUAAGGAUAUACCAAGCGUUGAUCCUUUACUUUUUCCAUGUGGGAACCUUGCCAGAGACACUCUUCCAAGUGAACUGGAAAGUGUAGGCCUGAAGAUUACUCGUAUAGUGUGCUAUAAUACACUGAGACAUCCCGGCAUUGAAGAGAGUCUCAAAACACUCAGUCACUGCAAACGAGAGAUGCAAGAUUAAGCAGUGCUGACAGAGUGGCUGACAGAUGGACUGACAAGUGAAACCUUCACUGCGCAUGCACAGAGCAGUAAAUAACACAACAGAGGUGUUUGGUAGUCAGUGCUGCAUUGUAUUUUUCAGCCCUUCUGGUGUGGAGUUUGUCUUACCAUUUCUAACGGCAUAUUGUGAUAUGAAGAUCACGAAGGUUAUUGCUAUAGGUCCUACUACAGCCACAAGCCUGAAGCAAGUUGGAAUAUUCCCUAUAAUGGCGCAUGCACCAACCCCAGAAGCACUCCUGGUUGCAGUACACCAAUGUUUUAUAAAGUCUACAUGAAAAUAAUAUGAUAAAAGGUGUUCAAAACUUUAUUGUUGGCGGACGCAGAAAAAGAAGUACCUAUGGCUAUUUACAAACUUCACUCUUACCAUAG
Molecule: messenger RNA, 1343 nt
Organism: Geodia barretti
Lineage: Eukaryota; Metazoa; Porifera; Demospongiae; Tetractinellida; Geodiidae
Source: the annotation of a GenBank genome assembly